AUGGCCAAGCUCCUCCUGCUUUACUCGUCCCCUCAUUUCACCCUCGCCGGUCGCCGAACCUUCACUUCUCUUCUCCUCUCCAAACCUCACGACUCCCUCUCUCUUCCGCAGUCAGCCAUCCGUCGCCACCGAUUGACUGUCCCGUCCAGUCCUCACUCCCCAUUGGAUUCUGGAUUUCGCCGCGGGAACUUCUCUGUUAACGCAUUUGAUUCCUCAGACGAGACCAAAACAGGAGAAAAGGGGAAGGAUGAUGAUAAAGAGAAGACUGAAGAAGCUGAGGAGUCUAAAACUGCAACGGCUAAGAAAACCAAUGUCGAUUACCCUCGGGGGGAUUUCGAGUUUCGGGAGAUUGGGGCUUGGACUCGAUUUCUCGUUAAGCUACGGAUGCUAAUUGCUUAUCCUUGGGAGCGAGUCCGCAAGGGCAGUGUCCUGACUAUGAAAUUGCGUGGCCAGGUAUCUGAUCAGCUAAAGAGCCGUUUCUCGUCAGGGCUAUCUCUGCCUCAGAUUUGUGAGAAUUUUGUAAAAGCUUCUUAUGAUCCUCGCAUUUCUGGUAUUUAUCUACAUAUAGACUCCCUAGCUUGCGGGUGGGGUAAAGUUGAAGAAAUACGGAGGCAUAUAUUGGAUUUCAAGAAAUCAGGUAAGGUCAUAGUUGCCUACACCCCUACUUGCAGGGAGAAGGAGUAUUAUCUUGCUUGUGCUUGUUCGGAGAUAUAUGCCCCUCCAAGUGCAUAUUUCUCGUUAUAUGGCUUGACUAUUCAAGCAUCCUUUCUCGGAGGUCUUUUUGAGAAGGUGGGAAUUCAGCCCGAAGUUCAGAGGAUUGGUAAAUACAAGAGUGCUGGUGAUCAACUAACUCGGAAAACUAUGUCGGAGGAAAAUUGUGAGAUGCUGACUGCAUUGCUCGAUGACAUAUAUGGGAAUUGGUUGGAGAAAGUUUCUUCUGAAACAGGAAAGAAAAGAGAAGAUUUGGAGAACUUCAUUAAUGAAGGAGUAUACAAAGUUGAGAGGCUGAAAGAUGAAGGCUUAAUAACGGGCAUACUCUAUGACGAUGAGGUCAUAUCACUGUUGAAAGAGAAACUUGGAGUUCAGAAGGAGAAAGUUCUUCCUAUGGUUGAUUACAGGAGGUAUUCUCGAGUUAGGAACUGGACCCUUGGUUUAGUUGGUGGAAAAGACCUAAUAGCUGUGCUCCGAGCAUCUGGGAGCAUCAGUCGUGUUCGGGGUCCAUUAAGUGUACCUGGUUCUGGAAUCAUUGGGGAGCAAUUUAUUGAGAAGCUUCGUUCGGUGAGAGAAUCUAAAAGAUAUAAAGCUGCUAUCAUCAGAAUUGACAGUCCUGGAGGUGAUGCUCUUGCUUCGGAUUUAAUGUGGAGGGAAAUCCGACUUUUGGCUGCUUCAAAACCUGUAAUUGCUUCAAUGGCUGACGUUGCAGCCAGUGGAGGAUACUAUAUGGCUAUGGCAACAGAUGUCAUUGUUGCUGAAAAUUUGACAUUGACUGGUUCAAUUGGAGUGGUUACAGGAAAGUUCAACUUGGGGAAACUUUAUGAAAAAAUCGGGUUUAACAAGGAGAUAAUAUCCAGGGGCCGAUAUGCAGAACUUCUUGCAGCUGAACAGCGGCCUUUCAGGGCAGAUGAAGCAGAACUAUUUGAAAGAUCCGCUCAAAAUGCAUAUCAGCAAUUUCGUGACAAGGCAGCAUUUUCAAGAUCGAUGGAUGUGGAUGAGAUGGAAAGCGUAGCACAAGGUAGAGUCUGGACUGGUAUACAAGCAGCAUCACACGGUCUAGUGGAUGCAACUGGUGGUCUUUCACGAGCUAUCGCUAUUGCCAAACUGAAAGCCAAUAUACCUCAAGAUAAACCAGUAACCCUUGUUGAGAUGUCGAGGCCAUCUCCCACGCUACCAGAACUUUUGAGCGGGAUCGGCAGUUCUAUAGCUGGGGUCGACACAACUCUAAAAGACCUUCUGCAGGAGCUGACGGUUUCCGAAGGAGUUCAAGCCCGGAUGGAUGGAAUAAUGUUCCAGAGACUGGAAGGUGGAGCUCCAUACGCCAACCCCUUUAUUAAUCUGAUCAAAGAUUACCUAAGUUCCAUAUGA
Messenger RNA from Linum trigynum, 2082 nucleotides. Lineage: Eukaryota; Viridiplantae; Streptophyta; Magnoliopsida; Malpighiales; Linaceae. The record is from the annotation of a GenBank genome assembly.